UGUCGAACUGGCUAUCCAACGGAUGUGUUUGAAAGAGAGAAGACCAGUGUGAGCUAGCGGCUCAUGAUCGAUCGAUUGGAGCGGUAGCGGUGGAGCUCAUUGGAAAUCACAGGGGUGGAAUUUCCAUGGCGCCCUGCCAGGCGGCUCGCGUCCAGGUGUCGAUCGCUGCUCCUGCAUUUGGAAGCCGCCCCGAGAGCAAGCCUCGGGCUCCAGUGCGCGCAUUGCCGUCCAGGAUUGCUGGCCAGAGUCUAGAAGCGGGCAUUGCGACGAGCAAUCCUCUGCGCUUGCAAAAGCGAAGUAAAGUAUCGGUGAUUUGUGCUCUAGCACAGGCUCAGCCUUCCGUGGCGCUGAGAAAUGCCGAGAAAUCCAUGCAGCUUCCCAUCGACUACUACCAAAUUCUUGGAGCAGAGCCACAUUUCUCCACCGAUGCUGUGAUGAGAGCAUACGAAGCUCGCGUAAGCAACCCUCCCACGGAGGGAUUCAGCGUGGAGCUUCUGAAAGCGCGACAGCAAAUCUUAAAAGUCGCGUGUGAUACACUGGCUGACAGAGAUCUUCGUGACGAGUAUGACCGUGGCUUGAAAGAAGACGAGGCUGGAACUCUGGUUGUGGAAGUUCCUUGGAGCAAAAUACCAGCAGCAUUGUGCCUUCUUCAAGAAGCGGGCGAGGCCGAAGUGGUUUUGCAAGUCGGUGAAGCUCUACUCGAUGAGAAUUUGAAGAAGCCAUUUAAGCAAGAUGUUGUGCUCGUGACGGCUUUGGCUUAUGUUGAGUUAUCAAGGGAGGCAAUGACUGAAAAUCCUCCUGCCGUCAUUCGAAGUUGUGACAUGCUGAACGGGGCUUUGAGGCUUCUACAGGCUGGAGGAAAUAUGCUAGCACCGUCUUUACAGGAAGAAGUAUACGAGACUCUAGAAGAGAUCACACCUCGCUGUGUUUUGGAGCUCCUUGCGCUGCCUCUUGACGAAGAACACAAGUCGCAACGUUCGGAAGGGCUUCAAGAAGUCCGUAACAUUCUCUGGACCGCUGGCGAAGGAGGUCUAAUGGCACCAGUGGGAGGAUACACGCGUGAGCAAUUCAUGAAAGAGGCACUAUCUCGCAUGACUGCAUGCGAGCAGGUGGCGCUGUUCACAGAGACUCCUACGAAUAUACCAGCAGAGAAGCUUGAGAUCUACUCGGCCGCUUUAGCGCAUGUUGCUGAAGGAUUUAAGACGAAGAAGCCUCGGCUGAUUCAAGAGGGUGGAAGCUUGUUCACUCAGCUGCACCAGAGCUUGCGUGACAGAAAUGACAAUCAUCUUAUUACGGACGAGCAAAGAGAUGUGAUGCUUGGACGGGCUCUAUCCGCUCUUUUGCUUGGGGAAGUGGAGAACUGCAAAACUUUCCUCGGGCUGAACGAUGUCAACUCUCCAGAUAGGUGUCCCGAAGUCGCAGAUUUUGUGUUAUCAGGCACAGAUGGCAACGGGGACAGUGACCUGCUUCCAGGGCUUUGCAAAUUGUUGGAAAGCUGGUUAGCCGAGGAGGUUUUUACAAACUUUCGAGAAACGGCAGACUUUCACGUGUCUCUAAGUGACUACUACGACGAUGCAGAGGUGCUUGGAUACCUGGAAAAGCUUGAGAAAGGAAGCUUUCCACAAGAGGCUGCUGCUGCUAUUGCACGUCUCGGAGAAGGUGUUACUAAGCAUUCAAGCAACCGUUUACUACCUCUGCAGAUCGCCUGCAUUGCUGCUGUGUUUGGAGGGCUGGCAAUCGCAAGCGUCAGUUAUCCACCCUUCCAGAAGGUCCUCAAAAGCUGGAGAGUGGCACCUCUCGUGCCAGCACUUACGUCUGCGGUGACUUUAAGGAAAGGUACAACCGAACAGAAGGAGGUCUUAAGAAUGGAUGCAAGGCUAGCAGAGCAGUUGAUACGAAAAUGGCAGGCCGCAAAAGCCAAGGCGCUUGGAGUGACCCGUGCCAUCACUCAACUUAACGAGAUACUCGACGGCCAGAUGCUGAAGAGCUGGACUGAUCGGGCUGUCGAAGUAGCAAAACAUGGAUGGUAUUGGGAAUACAAGCUUCUGGAGAUCAAUAUAGACAGUGUGACUAUUAGCGAGGACGGUAGACGAGCUAUGGUGGAGGCCACUCUUCAAGAAACUGCUCGGCUCUAUGAUAGCAACAAUCCCCAACGCAACGAUUCAUACAAAAGCUCUUACACUACAAGAUAUGAACUUCAUUACGGAGAUAAUGGCUGGAGAAUUACUGAUGGUGCUGUACUUCGUACAUGACAUGGACCUUCACCGGAAUACUGAACAUGGGACAACCACCAUAUGCAGCUUGAUAAAGAGAAGGCAUUCAACCUUCUUUCUUCGGGCUGAAUCUCAAGAGGUAGCCAAGAAAAUGGGAGCUCUGUGGGGAGUCGAUCUGAAGUCCACCUCUGUUAUUGUCCCGGCAUCUCCAACACCAAUUCAGGAACGACGUUUCCUUUCGAAUUUAGAUCAAGUGUUUACAGGCCAGUGGUACAUGAACACCGUGUGGUACUUCAAGCCAGCUUCGGAUCAUUUGAUUCAAGACCAGGAUGCUUUUUUCAAAGGAUUGAAGGACUCAUUGUCGAGGUUAUUGAUUUACUA
Messenger RNA from Selaginella moellendorffii, 2594 nucleotides. Its product is annotated as protein ACCUMULATION AND REPLICATION OF CHLOROPLASTS 6, chloroplastic. NCBI's taxonomy places the organism in Eukaryota, Viridiplantae, Streptophyta, Lycopodiopsida, Selaginellales, Selaginellaceae. Gene Ontology annotation, biological process: chloroplast fission. Gene Ontology annotation, cellular component: chloroplast inner membrane. The record is from RefSeq and is a predicted model, not a curated record. The coding region runs from base 126 to 2252 and encodes 708 amino acids. The transcript is spliced from 8 exons.